AUAUGUGGAAGAACCGGUUUGACCACUGUCAUGUGACCGAGACCCUGCAGGUUUCAUUAUAUCUCUCACCUGCCUACACUGCGGCACAGGGAGCUUCACUUCGUACGUGGUUUACCGAGCACCUGCUGCGCAACAAAAAAACACAGAAAAAGACAUUAAAAAUUAAAGGAUUUCAUUUAACAUCACAAAAGGGACGUGUUAUCCUGCUGUGGGUGGAAGAGACAGCACCUUCCCUGGGGACUUGUCUGGAAAAACGCAGGUCAGCGCACCUUUUGUGAAAGACUGAGCGUUCUGGGAGAGACUGAGCCUGUGCCUCUCCGUUCGGCGGCUGACGAGCGGAACUGCCUGGCGCGGAGCCAGACUGCAGCCCCACGCUCUGUGAAGACAGCGCGCGGAGCCCGUCAUGGGAAAGCUCCUGUCCAGACAGACCGAGAGGCCACCCCAGGUGGUCCUGAUGGGCCUGGACGGGGCGGGGAAGUCGACGCUCCUCUCCAGGCUCCAGUGGGGGGAGAAGAUGGAGACCUCCCCGACCGUGGGCUUCAACGUGGGAACGCUGGAGGUGGAGAAGGGCGUGACCCUGACCGUCUGGGACGUGGGGGGCCAGGGCGAGAUGCGGGCCAACUGGAAGUACUACCUGGACGACUGCCAGGCGCUGGUGUUCGUGGUGGACGGCGUGGACCGGGAACGCCUGGGGGAGGCGCAGAAGGCCCUGCGGAGGGUCCUGAGAGAGGAGGCCCUGAAGGAGGUGCCCCUAAUGGUGCUGGUCAACAAGAAGGACCUCCCCAACUCCAUGACCAUCCGCGAGGUGUCCAACCAGCUGGAUCUGCCAAACAACAAGGGUCGGGACUGGCAGAUCCAGGCCUGCAGCGCCUACACAGGCCUGGGGCUUCAGCAGGCCUUCCUGUCCGUGGCCAAACUCAUCAAACAGCACCAAUGAGAGGCCAGAUUCAUCAAAAACCACCAAUGGGAGGCCACACUCAUCAAACAGCACCAAUGAGAGGCCAAACUCAUCAAACACCCCCAAACUCAGCAAACAUCACCACCGAGAGGCCAAAGUCAUCAAAUGCCAUCGAGAGAUUGAGCAGCUGGUUCCUCACCAAUGACAGGGGGUCAACUGGCCCCAAUGCACGGACACACACAAGUUACAUUUGGGGAGGUUCACCAUCUAGAAGCAUAGGAAAUUAGCAAUAUUUAAAGUGGCAUGUACACAGAAAGGGGAUGUUUUGGGAUUACCUGGGCCCAGGUAUUAUUUGAGUUGAAAACCUAUUCGCAACAAGCUGAAAUUUACAUCAUUUCAGUCACAUGACCUGCUUGGUUCCAGAAAUGAUCUAACUGAGCAUCUGGACACCACUCUGUAGAAGCAGGACAGGAAUACCGGAGGUUCUGCUUAGUUUCUCCUGCUGUUACAGAACCGAAUGUCCACAGCCAGUCUUUGGUCACGCCCCUUAAAUCAGUCGCAGUGACAAAUUCAGUUCAGCUUUCACCUCUGCACAUCUGGUGCAUCUGCAGUACCUGUUUUGGUAUAUGUGAAUUAAGAAUGUGAUGCUGCAUACCCCCUGCAGUCCAGCAUGCUGCCUCACUUAAGUCUCACUCUUGAUGCUCAGGAUGUUAGUAAUGGGCAUUCCUAACUGGGACAGAUAGCGAAUAAAAUAACAUUUAAAGAGUUGAAGCUUUUAGUGGGGUUUUAUUUCUCACACACUUCCAUGUUAAUUUUAUCACAUAUUCAGAUUUUGAUCUUGCUUCCACUGGUUUCAUCAAUUGCAUGGUCCUUGUCAGGCGGCAAACAGUCUUCAAAUGACCCUCUCGUAACUGGAACUCAGAAUCAAAGUUGUCUGAAUAAACAUUGACCAGUUGUUACUGCUGUUUAUAUUGCAGGACGGCGAGAGAGAGAGGGACACACACACACCAGAAAUUGUAGUUAAAGAAUCACAUGCUUCUGGGUGAGCUGGAGAUUUGAGCAGACUUUAUGAAAAAAGUUCAUGAACUCAGUUACACUGUAUGGAGAAAUGACAGAGAAUGUCAUAAAUCUAUACUGAAAUUAUGCAUUUAACCCCUCUCCCAGACCCCUGCAAUAACAGCUCAAAUAACCAAAAUCCUAA
This is a messenger RNA of Anguilla rostrata (American eel), 2099 nucleotides long. It is a transcript of the gene arl11, whose product is annotated as ADP-ribosylation factor-like 11. Gene Ontology annotation, cellular component: cytoplasm; plasma membrane. Bases 404 to 937 code for a protein of 177 amino acids. Gene Ontology annotation, biological process: intracellular protein transport; vesicle-mediated transport. The record is from RefSeq and is a predicted model, not a curated record. NCBI's taxonomy places the organism in Eukaryota, Metazoa, Chordata, Actinopteri, Anguilliformes, Anguillidae. Gene Ontology annotation, molecular function: GTP binding; GTPase activity. The transcript has 2 exons.